Molecule: messenger RNA, 2751 nt
Organism: Asterias rubens (European starfish)
Lineage: Eukaryota; Metazoa; Echinodermata; Asteroidea; Forcipulatida; Asteriidae
Product: polycomb protein SCMH1-like
Biological process (GO): regulation of DNA-templated transcription
Cellular component (GO): nucleus
Molecular function (GO): protein binding
Source: RefSeq, a predicted model, not a curated record
GUCUGGAUACAGAGAGCUCACACACACGUCUGAGUGGUUUUUAGCCGCUGUUUAUCACAUUUUGCUGGUGUGGCCUCCAGGGUAGAGUGUGUAUGGCACAUUAUAACCCUUGAUUGGCUUUACACAUACAUGUAGCAGUUGACAUUCUUUGUGCUUCGGGUAACAAGUACUACAAAAUCCUCCUCAUCACUUUCACAAAACUCAACAGAUUGGUAUAAGACAUCGUGAUGCCAGCCAAUAAGCUCUCCAAAACUCCGUUUGUUUCCUUCUCUUGGGAUGAGUAUCUUAAAGGCAAGGAUGCCAACCCAGCUCCCAAGUCAUGCUUCAAACAGGCACCGGUCCCUCCACCGAACGAGUUCACACUCCACGCCAAACUGGAGGCCCUGGAUCCCCGAAACUUCACCUCAACAUGUAUUGCAACCAUCGUUGGUAUACAAGGGCCGAGGUUAAGACUUCGGCUCGAUGGAAGCGACGAAAAUGAUUUUUGGAGUCUGGUAGAUUCGGCUGACAUAAAACCCAUCGGCUGGUGUGAGAAACAUGGCGGAAUGUUGCAACCCCCAUUAGGAUUUCGUAUGAAUGCGUCGUCCUGGCCAAUGUUCUUACUACGGACACUGAACAACGCUAAGCUUGCCCCGGCAUCAGCAUUCAAAGAGGAGCCCCCAACACCACCAAAGAACCUCUUCAAAGUCGGCAUGAAGCUCGAGGCGGUCGACCGGAAGAACUCCCAUCUCAUUUGUCCGGCCACCAUCGGGGGCAUCAAGGCCAAUAUGAUAUUCAUAUCCUUCGAUGGAUGGAGGGGAGCGUUUGAUUACUGGUGCGAUUCAGACUCCAGGGAUAUAUUUCCUGUGGGGUGGGCGGCCAGCACUGGUCACUACCUACAGUCACCCGGCAACAAUGGUGUCUCGUCCAAAGGGCGUAAGUGUAGCUGGGCGUCCACGAUUGCCCUCGCCCCCAUUGCCCGGCCAGCAGCUACAGUCUCCACACCACCACAGUCUCCUGUGACUGUGGACACUAGGCCAAAGUCACCGAUAUACGACAAUGAGCCAGAUACAAGUAGCCCAAUGUCCACCAGCCAAGUCACCGUCACACUUUUCAUCAACAAUACCUGCGUCUGUGGACCGUAUCUCAGCCCUCACAAGGUGCUCCAGAUGCCUGCCCUGAUUGGCCCCGCCCCCAUCAAUAAGGUCAUGACGGACACCUUCCAGAUGUGUGUAAGCUCGGCCGUUCAGCAGAAGGCGGUCUUUGCAUUCCUGAAGAGGGAGAAAGGGGCAAAUGUCACUGUAACAGCUCAAUACAGCGGGUCCACACAUUCCGUGCAGUUACACGCUCCAGAGACACCUGAGGCCUUCUGGACCAUGAUGGAUAGGCUAUGUGAAGACCUCUUGUGCUGUGGUAACUUCUUCACCAAUAAACCACUUCAAGGUCCCUGCAAUAACUGCGCCAAACAGGAGGAGAGCAGUCACCGGGUGAGGCAUCGUAGUCACAGCGGGAACACCAACCAGACAGGCCCAGGCAACCAUCCCCCGAAGCCCUCGGCCACCACCAAGAGAAGCCAUUCCACCGACUCAGCAGCAUCAGACAGGAUUGAUCCUAAGCUACCCAGGAGAAUACGCACAGAAGCCGCAAGUUCCACAACAAGCGUGGCAGAGGUCAGGGAGCCAAAAAUUGAGGUCAAACCCCAGCUGAGCACCCCGACGGGGGACCCAACUAACUGGUCAGUAGAAGAAGUCGUCAAGUAUGUGACUGAUGCAGAUGUUUCCAUGGCAACUCAUGUGGACACCUUCAAGAAACAUGAAAUUGACGGCAAGGCCUUCCUCCUCCUCAAUAGCGAGAUGAUGAUGAAGUACAUGUCGCUUAAGCUCGGCCCCGCCCUGAAACUCUGCAACAUGAUCGAGAAACUAAAGAACAAGAAACACUGAGGGGAGUGACGACCAGCUCAGUAACAAGAUGUGGACCACAGGAUGAAAAGCAAUAUACCGGUGAGCAACAAUUUUUUUAAAUGUUUGUUUUUAAAACAACUCUUAAAAGUGAAGUACCAAGUUUUUUUAAGACGAGGUUUGGUAGAUGCUGACGGAUGAUACGUUGCGACUUGAGCGCAAACGAAACUGGAAUCCUACCGGACGAAUGGAACUCUGAGUUCCACCGGAUUUUGAAAUUUGAUCUGGUAUUUUAACGCAGUUCCACCGAAUGCGUUAAAAUACCAGAACAAAUUUCAAAAUCCUACCCGCUCCAUUUGUUACGAUCGACAGAUGCACUUCAAUUACUCCUAAGGCUUAUUAAUUCCUUACUUAUUCGUUGAGAAAUGUAUAAAAUGUAUAAAAUUUAUGAUGUUUUAAAAAUGAAAAUGAAGACAAGCCACGUGUCACAUUUUUUAGGACACAUGACUGUGUCACUUGGUGACAUUUUGCCAUACGUGUUCAUUAUGUGAUAUCAUGUUGCCAUGUGUCACAACUUCUCAAGGUGUCAUUUUGCCAUACACACAUGUGUCAUGUGUCAUUUUGCCGCACACAGUGGGAGGUCAUUGCACAUGCAAGGACUCGGGCGUCCUAGGGCCCAAAUUCAUGGCUCUGCUAACGCCAAAUUCUGCACUGUAGGUCUCCAUUCUCCGCUUGCCGUGGCGCUCACGGCAAGCGCUGAAUAUCUACCCUAGCCAUGUAAGAGUAAAAUACCUAGUAAGGUGGAGUACGCACGCGCACAAGCCAAUAUUUCCAGCUUACCCAUGAAAUACGCUUCACAUAAUGUAAGCACAGA